AUGACGGCAGCUCUCAUCGAUCCGCAGCUCGAGCUGAUGGAUCAGGGCACCGCCAUCCAAGGCAUGCAAUACCAAUAUCCCCUCCCCACCACGACUUUUGAGCCAUGGAACUCCAUGUUCGAGUCAAUAGGGGAAUUCCCACGAUCCGCACAAGGCGGCCUGGGGAUGAUGGACUCGGACCCGCACAGCGACGAAUCGUCCUCCGUGUCCUUCUCCCUCGGAACCGACCAGGAUAUCCAGUUCCCGCUCUCUCCGCUGGGGGACGCCGCCAAUGUGGACGAGUCGCCCGGAAACACAUCCAUCUCCACGGGACUCUCCGAGGCCGGCACCAGCGCAGACAAAAAGACAACCAAGGCCAACACCACCACUAAUAACACAAAGGUCAAAAAGGCUCGUAGGCGCCGCAGCGAGACGGAAAAGAAGGAACAGAUCAAGCAGCGCAACAGGGUGGCGGCUUCAAAAUGCCGACAGAAGAAGAAGGAAAAGGUGGAUGAGCUCAAGGAGAUCAAGCAGAGCCUCGAGGCGCGCAACCACGACCUCCACGCCGAGUACCGGCGUCUUCGCCAGGAGAUUGGCCGGGUCAAGAGCGAUCUGAUACACCACACCGAGUGCAACGAUCCCAACAUUGACCGCUGGAUCGAGAACGAGGCCAAGGGCUACGUGCAGAAGCUGGUGCGCAACGAGGAGCAGCAGCGCAUGGGGAGCAUCGGCAGCUCUGACGGAUUUGCCGAGGCGAUGCGCGUGAGCUCCAUUCACGAGGCUGGAGAUCCGUACAUGGGGUUGGGUUGA
Molecule: messenger RNA, 789 nt
Organism: Trichoderma breve
Lineage: Eukaryota; Fungi; Ascomycota; Sordariomycetes; Hypocreales; Hypocreaceae
Product: bZIP transcription factor domain-containing protein
Exons: 1
Coding region: 1-789 (262 amino acids)
Biological process (GO): regulation of transcription by RNA polymerase II
Molecular function (GO): RNA polymerase II cis-regulatory region sequence-specific DNA binding; DNA-binding transcription factor activity, RNA polymerase II-specific
Source: RefSeq, a predicted model, not a curated record